UGCGAUUGUAGCCCAUCGCAACCGCCGACUACGUUGCCACGUUGCACAUGACCCACGGUAAAGUGAAGCGGACAGUGCACGUGUCCAUUCGGCCUGGCACCCAUCACCUCCUGAAGACUCUUUCGCCUCACUUCGACAUUGUGGUUUUCACUGCCAGCGACCGCAAGAUGACAGAGCACCUUGUGGACUUCAUAGAUCCUGGGAGACACAUUCAGUGUCGGCUGUAUCGCGAUUCAUGCAGCAUCUCGCACGAGACCGGUCACGUGACCAAGGACUUGAGUUUGAUGGGUCGACCACUGCAGCAUGUCGUGCUCCUGGACGACAAUCCGCUAGUGUGCAGCUCCCACCACGUCGACAACUUGUGGCGUUGCUCCGAAUACACGGGCGACAAGAAGGACAGAGAGCUGUUUGCAAUUGCCGGCAAGUUACUCAAGUGGCACGCCGUCGAGGUGAGGUUGAACACAAGCAGUCGCUCCUCAUGAACACACAACAUAGGACAUUCGGCCG
Aphanomyces astaci is the source of this 507-nucleotide messenger RNA. RefSeq lists its product as hypothetical. The transcript has 4 exons. The record is from RefSeq and is a predicted model, not a curated record. NCBI's taxonomy places the organism in Eukaryota, Oomycota, Saprolegniomycetes, Saprolegniales, Verrucalvaceae. Bases 48 to 482 code for a protein of 144 amino acids. Gene Ontology annotation, molecular function: phosphoprotein phosphatase activity.